Molecule: messenger RNA, 3899 nt
Organism: Phyllopteryx taeniolatus (common seadragon)
Lineage: Eukaryota; Metazoa; Chordata; Actinopteri; Syngnathiformes; Syngnathidae
Gene: sdf4
Product: stromal cell derived factor 4
Exons: 9
Coding region: 501-1583 (360 amino acids)
Biological process (GO): calcium-ion regulated exocytosis
Cellular component (GO): endoplasmic reticulum
Molecular function (GO): calcium ion binding
Source: RefSeq, a predicted model, not a curated record
AAAUAAAUAAAAAUGAAAAAAUUGUGCCAAUAGUAUGACGUAUUCCUUAUUGGGCGAGUUCACGAGAACUUUUCAUCCGAUUUUGGGGUCACUUUUGUUUUCGAGCUUUGCGGCGUCCGUCACACGUUAUAUCGGGAGCGCGGAUGCCACGUCUACAGGAAGCGACAUUCUGCUUCGCUAGCCCCUCUGCGGAAGAGAAGAAGCGCCCGGUCGAGUGGUGGUAGCUCGGCACCAGCUCUGCUAGCCGCUAGCCGCCAGCCGCCCGCCUCUCACUUACCAACGACGUCACUGGCAGGACUGCCUUCUAUAGCGGCUUUUCACAGGUUUGAAUGGUUGUUUGUCUGCCCUGCGGUUGGAUUGUGAAGCUGCGACCAGUCCAGGACGUUUUGCCCAAAGUCAGCUGGGAUAGCCUCCAGUACACCUGUGACCCUAUAAGAUGAGCAGUAUAGAAGAUGGAUGGAUGAUUUCAAAACUGGUUAUCCAUCAAUUUGUUGGCAAUCAUGGCAGUUCAGAGAAGACUUGGCCGCCAAAGCCUCCUUGCAGUGUCACUGUUUUUGUGGACUUGGCUGUUGGGCAUGGAUGUGAGGGCUCGGCCGGCCAACAUGUCCGCCCCUAAAGACAAGAGCUUAAUCAACAAGGACGAGAAUGAGAUCCUUCCGCCGGACCACUUGAAUGGCAUGAAGAUAGGCCUGGAUGGUCAACUCAACAAGGACUUCCACCAGGAGGUCUUCUUGGGCAAAGAGAUGGAGGAGUUUGAGGAGGACUCUGAGCCAAGGCGGAACAGAAGGAAGCUUAUUGACAUCUUUUCUAAAGUGGAUUUCAACAAGGAUCACAGUGUGAGCGCCAAGGAGAUGCAGCGCUGGAUUAUGGAGAAGACGGAGGAGCAUUUUCAAGAGGCCAUGAAGGAGAACAAGAAUAGCUUCCAUAGUGUCGAUCCGGAUGGUGACGGUCAUGUAACAUGGGAUGAAUACAGAAUCAAGUUUCUUGCCAGCAAAGGUUUUAAUCAAAAGGAAAUUGCUGAGAAAAUCAAGAAUAACGAAGAUCUUAAACUGGAUGAGGAUACUCAGGAUGUUCUGGAGAGCCUGAAGGACCGCUGGUUUCAAGCUGACAACCCUCCGGCCGACCAGCUCCUCAAUGAGCAGGAGUUCCUGGCCUUCCUGCACCCGGAGCACAGCAGAGGCAUGCUCAAAUAUAUGGUCAAGGAGAUAAUGCGCGACUUGGACCAGGACGGCGACCAGAAGCUGACCUUGUCUGAGUUCAUCUCACUGCCUGUGGGUACUGUGGAGAACCAGGAGGGCCAGGAUAUGGAUGACGAUUGGGUUCGUGAGCGGAGGAAAGAGUUUGAGGACGCCAUCGACUCUGACCACAACGGCAUCGUCACCUUGGAAGAACUGGAGCCAGGGAUUUACUCGGCCCAAAAUUCAGCCUGGGAAUUUAGAUGGGAGAGGCCCCCGGUGCGCAAAACCGAAGACAGAAUUUUUUUUUGUUCCUCCUGCCUUGCAGCGAAGCUCCAAAUACUAACCAAUGAGCGGACAAGCACCACCUCCUCACUGCCACCAUGGGGUCACCCAGUCCUUCAAUAACCCCUCGGCUAGUGACCUUCACCCCUGAUGCCGCUGCUAAUAAUAAUAAUAAUAAUGAUCAUAACAAGAGUUAUGUUCUUAAUGCACAAAGACAAUCCAUGUAAGAAAAUACCAUAAAUCACGCGCACGCACGCACACACACACACACACCGAGUUGGAAGGUUUAACGUUUUCUUAUAUCAAGAGUAAUCACGAUCAUUUGUCCACGUAUCAGAUAAUAGGUAUGUAUCCCUUAAUUGCUUAAAGUGUAAAUCACAAAGUCAGGUCACAGAGACUUGAUCAUUUUCUGUUGGUGAGCAACAGCAAGAAUCAAUGAUGCUUGCAAUACACAAGGACUAUAAAGUAUUUAACAAUUUUGUAUACCAAGUCAUUUGCAUAACAAUUGCAUGGUCUGCUAGUUCUAAUAUUUUGCCGUUUUCCCACUGUGCCCACCUGUAGUCGUGCUGCUGGAUCCUUCCUCCACUAAAAAAAUCUGUCAGCUUUCCACAUUUUGGGUCACAUCUGGUGUAGGGUAGGGGGGCGAAUACGAGCGUUUCUCUGCUGCGUAACAACAAUUGUUGGCCGCACGGCACAACUGCAAGUCACGGAUCAUAAACCCAUGCUGCAAUCUACAGGCUAUAAUCUAUACCGGCACUCCGGUCGGCGCCUGGGACACGCGGCUUGGCGUGCAUUGCGCACGCGACCGAUGCGCUCAUGCACGGCUUUGUUGACAUAAGGCUACCCAAUUAAGUCGUCUUGUAUUUGUUGAAUAGUAAUUACGUUCUGGUCAAAGAUGGCUGUGUGUAUUGUAAAUUAUGUAUCAUCCUAUUUAUAAAACAAAAACAACCAAAACAAACAAAAAAAAAAGCCGCUUGGCCGGGUUGCCCUAGAAUGGACUGGCUGUUUGGGAGUUGUCAGGAAAUUCCCAAUUGCCACCCCGCCCCUCCUUUCAGCUACUUCUUUGCAAGGUUAGCAGGAUCGACAGGAAUUGUGAAUCGAGUUCGGUUCAAGUUGCAGACCUGCCUGCCUUGGCAAAGUAUAUAGUUGUGCUCAUAAACUACAUAUCGUGGCAUAAUUAUUAAGCUGUGUACCACUCUUUUAAGAAAACGUGUUCAAGAAAAACAGAUUUAAAUUUUAUCACGAUUCAAAUAAACUAAUAAAGAUAUUUUGGAACAGCACACUCAGCCACUUUUUUGCUAAGAAGCCUGUAUUUCAGCUGAAUGUGUUUGCGGGUGUUUGCUUGCAUCCCGAACAAUCUUCCUGGCAGUUGUGGCUGAAAUCAGUUAUGAUUCAUUUUGUUUUGUAAUCUGGCGUUUAUGUUAGUGUUGUAAUGACAAGUUGUUACUCUAAAAAGUGUUAUUUCAGUGAAAUAUAUGGCAUGCUGAAGAACAAUUAGUUUUUCAACAGCAUUUAAAAUAAAAUAUUUUCAUUACAAUUGCGAGAUGUAAUGGCAUUAUCGAGUAUUGGUAUUCAGUAUCGGUAAGUAUAAAAAUGUAAGUACUUGUACUAUAUCUGAAAAAAGUGCUAUUAGUGCAUUUCGUCAUGUCAGGUAGUGACAGCCCUACAUGCAUUUAUCGUAAAUGUUAACGUAGUGAUUUUGUCUGUGGAAUAUAGAUUCUUGGUGAAAUACCCAAUGUGCGUCAUAAGUAUUGAGUGUUUAAGGUAAUUCAUCCCCGUUUGUGAUGGAAAGCUGGUCAACUUUUUAUAUAUAUAUAUAUAUAUAUAUAUAUAUAUAUUUACCGAACACUGCCUUAUUCAAGUUGGUAUUACAGCUUAUACUUCUAUCAUAUACUGUUUCACACAGCACUCAAAAAAUGUUCAAUUGCUAAUUUAUUACGUAAAAUGGAAUGAAGAUGGCGGUGGGUGCCAGCCGUCCUCAUCAAAGUCCACGGUCAGGCUGAGCCCACCGACCAAACAAAAAGCCUUUUGUAUGUUGGAAACGACAUACAUUUAUUUGUGGCGGGAUGCCACAAUUAAAUUUUAGCCGUCACAAAUACAUUUUGGCUUCGGUGUGCUCCUUUUGUGUUUCUGCUUAUGAUCCAUACCACCAAUUUUCUUUCUGAUCAAAUACUGAAAAUACAGUCCCUUAAAUGAAGUAUCAAAAGUAUAUUUAAUUUUGAGAAUCGAUCGUCUGGUAUCAGCGUAAUGGCAUCUCGUCACAGCACAAUCGGUGCUGGUUUUGUUGGUAUUUGUGCGUAUUUUCCCUUGGAAACGCCUCUCCAAGUUGGGAAAAGCCUACAUGCAGUUGUCAGAACCAUUUUAGGUUAGGAUUACACCUUAAAAAGACUUACGGAAGCGAACCAAAGCGGGAAGGCGAGUCCCACCCCCGCCCCCACA